AUGGUGUCCACAUCGUCGGUGGCCGGCAUCGUGCUGGGCCGCAAUCCGUUGGAAUACGUGCCGCUGUCGCCUUACACGCUUUUUCUUUUCCAGGCGGUGUUCAUUUUGUUUCUUUGCCAGCUUCUUCACUGGCCCAUGAGAAGGUUACAACAACCCAAGGUUAUCGCGGAGGUUGUGGCGGGAAUCUUGCUAGGACCGACCGUUUUGGGCAGAAUACCCAAUUUCUCAGAUACCUGUUUCCCCGACGAGCUGAUUCCAGGCAUGACCUUGAUCGCCAACGUGGGUAUCAUCUUGUUCUUGUUCAUUGUCGGCUUGGAGGUCGAUCUCCACUACAUCAAGAAAAACUUCAAGGUGGCGGUUUCGGUGGGGCUCAUCAACAUGGCCAUUCCCUUUGGUCUCGGAUGUGCCAUUGCCGUGGGCUUGUAUAACGAGUACAGAGACGAUCCAGGCAUGCAGAGCAUCCAAUUCACCACAUACAUGGUUUUCGUGGCCGUGGCCUUGUGUAUCACGGCUUUCCCCGUUUUGGCCCGUAUUCUCGUCGAGUUGAACUUGAUUGGAGAUCGGGUGGGCACCAUUGUUUUGGCUGCAGGUAUCAUGAACGACUUGACGGGCUGGAUUUUGCUUGCCUUGGUCGUCACGUUGAGUAACGCCGAUAACGGCAUUAACACGCUUUACAUCUUGCUUUUGACGCUCGCAUGGUUUAUCUUUUUGGCCUUUCCGGUCAGAUUGGCGCUCAGAUGGUACCUCAGAAGAUUCACCAACGAGUUGGCUACAGGCGAGCCUUCUCAGUUGCUGAUGGUGAUCAUUAUCGCCAUGGUGUUCACGUCUUCCUUCUAUACUGAUGCCAUUGGCGUGCAUCCUAUUUUCGGCGCCUUCAUGGUGGGUGUUUUGGUGCCCCGAGAUAACGGCUAUGUGAUCAAGAUUACAGAGAAGCUAGAGGAUAUGGUGCACAUUGUGAUGAUUCCAAUUUACUUUGCGUUGGCUGGUUUGAACGUCAAUUUGGGCGAUUUGGACAGAGGCAUCGACUGGGCUUACUGCAUUGGUGUGAUUGCGUUGGCCAUGAUUGGUAAGGUCUCUGGUGGUCUUCUUGCCGCCAAACUCAACGGCCUUUUUUGGAGAGAGUCCCUCACUGUCGGUGUGUUGAUGUCGUGUAAGGGUAUUGUGGAGAUUGUCGUGUUGAAUGUCGGUUUGAACGCCAACAUCAUCUCCAGAAGAGUCUACUCCAUGUUCAUUGUCAUGACCCUUGUGACGACAUUUUUGACCACCCCAUUGACCUUGCUCUCGUACCCCGUGAGCUACAGAGAGCUGGUGGCCCGCCAUAGAGGUGCACUCAAGAAGGAUGUCGAUUCCGAGGGCGAGUUGUUGGGUUCUCUUUCCGACUUGUCCAUGAGCAACUUAAGCCGUUUCAAAAUCUCCGAUAUCCUUCUUCUUCUUAGGAAGAUCGACACCUUGCCACACGUGCUUGCCCUUUUGAAGGACUUGACCUUCGACGAUUUCGACUACGGCGUCAAGGCCAUUCACUUGCGUGCUUUCACUUCUAGAACGUCCCAUUUGCUUGAGGCUUCCAGUGCUGCUCCAGAGGUUGCAGAAUCGUCUCCUACGGAUUUGACGAAUUCUCACUCCAUCCUUGCCAUUGUCAAGGCCUUCAGCUCCAUGUUGGAUGUGCACUUCUCGUCAAAGUCCAUCUUGGCGCCUCAGAGAAACUACGCUGCUGCUAUCAGUGACCACAUCACAGGCCCUGCUAACUUGCUUCUUACGUCUUACACGGUCAAGAGUGUUCUUGAGUUGACGGAGGAGGAGAAUGACUUCGAUAUGUCCUACCGCUACCUUUACGAUAAUUGCGAGUGCCAUAUGGCCAUUUUGCUUACCACCGAGCCUACAAGAACCGACCGCCAGUCCACCGUGAGAAUGAUUCUAGACCAUGAUAAUUUGUUGAGUUCCACCGACUUGCUCAGUCUUUACUUGGUAGCCCAAUUGGCCAAGGUCCACAAGAACGUGCACAUUUAUGUGAAUUCCAGCAUGGGAGGGACAAAAGACUUAGAGGAGCAGUUUGACGAAUACAUUAAAUCGAGCGGACCCGAUGUGAAGCUUACCGUUUCGUACUUCAGAGAUUUUGACGAGAUUUCAGGUGAAGUGAAGCAUGACUCCGCCUUAGCAGGUGACGUCUUUGUUGUUUCACACGAGUUCCUUGACUCGAAUGAGAGAGACGAGCUUUUGACCUUCACCAUGCGUGAGGAGGUUGAGUUGCUCGCUGUGAAGGCUGCCUCCAGCUGA
Molecule: messenger RNA, 2274 nt
Organism: Candidozyma duobushaemuli
Lineage: Eukaryota; Fungi; Ascomycota; Pichiomycetes; Serinales; Metschnikowiaceae
Exons: 1
Coding region: 1-2274 (757 amino acids)
Biological process (GO): proton transmembrane transport
Cellular component (GO): membrane
Molecular function (GO): antiporter activity
Source: RefSeq, a predicted model, not a curated record